AUAACAGAGCAACAUAAACAGGAGUUGAAAACAACUUUUGGUCACAAGACAAUUGGAACAUUGGGUGGAUAUUGUCUACUGAUAGGUAACAUGACAGGUCCAGGAAUGGUUGGAAUCGCACUCCAAAUGCAAGAAGGAGGUUGGUUCUUGUCUGUCUUGUCCUUCUUUAUUAUUAUGCUCACAAGUACAUUCGCAGCCUUGUUCCUCGCUGAGGCAAUGGCGACCAUUCCUUACAACUCCAGAUUUCAAAUGCGUGUAGAAUUUAGUAUGUUAGUUCGCUUCUACUUUGGUAAAUGGGGAUACCUGUUUGCUCAGGUGUUCAUUAAUGUUGCCCUGCAGGCAACCAAUGUAGCCUCGAUCAUUGUUUGUGCCCAGGUGUUGGACUCGAUGUUCAUCUAUCUGUUUGGCAAGACAUGUGGACUGGAGCUGUAUCCACAGGCCUUCCAUUGGACCUGUGCCGACAAGCUGACGCAGAGCAGCUCACCCUUUACCGACAUGUAUAUGUUAUUCACGUUUGGCUAUCUCGUCGUGCUGGUGGUCAUCAUCCCACUUGGAUUCCUCAACCUGGACGACAACAUCAUUGUUCAGAUCGGUGCUUUCAUCAUGAUGCUGGUCAUCACUAGCAGCUGGGUGGUCAUGUUCUGCAUGCAUGGCCUCGAGGCCUCCAAUCUACCAAUGUUUGGCUCAGGGUCUGGUAUAGCAAAGAUCAUGGGCAAUGUAAUGUUCAACUAUGCGUAUAUAACAACAGUUCCAAGUUGGGUCAAUGAAGCUAAACCAUCUGUAAAGAUAAGCAAGACAGUUUGGGGCGCAGUGUCAACGGCCACCGUUGUAUUCUUGGCCAUUGGAAUAUUGGGCAGUUUGUCAUUCGGCCAUAUGAGCCCGGGAUCAGACAUCCUGAGCGUCAUUAACAGCUCACCGGAAGCCAACGCCUUCUCCAAGGUGUGUGUAUAUCUAUUCCCAUUCAUCGUCCUGGCUUCGUCGAUCCCCGUGUUCUCCAUCAUUGUGCGUUACAACCUCAUGCAGAACAAUCUGCUGCCAAAGGCUGUGGCCAACUUCAUUGCCGUGAUCCUGCCCUGGAUCAUCGUGAUCCCCUUCAUGACUGGCAACGGACUGAACACCAUCUCACAGUGGUCCAGCAUUAUCUUCAGCUCUAUCGCCAACUUUGUCAUCCCCAUGAUCAUCUAUCUCAAGUCGCUGAAAUUCAGGAAGGCUCACCGCAAGAUGACACAGGAGCAGCGCGACAUUCUAAAGACACUGAUGGUCGAGUCGGUGGACUGGGAGGAGAACAUGCAUCAGCUGUCCAAGGAGGCCGACCAAUCAAUGUACCGCGCCGCCAAGAUCUUCUCCAUCCGUCUGUGCAAGUAUAUCGCCACGACUGCGCUCUCAUUGCUGGUCGUGCUGAUACCCUUGGUAAUUGUAACGACUAUUAUUUAUGGC
Acytostelium subglobosum LB1 is the source of this 1437-nucleotide messenger RNA. RefSeq lists its product as hypothetical. The annotation marks the transcript as partial. Lineage: Eukaryota; Evosea; Eumycetozoa; Acytosteliales; Acytosteliaceae. The record is from RefSeq and is a predicted model, not a curated record. The transcript has 5 exons.